Molecule: messenger RNA, 957 nt
Organism: Larimichthys crocea (large yellow croaker)
Lineage: Eukaryota; Metazoa; Chordata; Actinopteri; Sciaenidae
Product: alpha-2-macroglobulin-like
Exons: 8
Coding region: 31-942 (303 amino acids)
Molecular function (GO): endopeptidase inhibitor activity
Source: RefSeq, a predicted model, not a curated record
UGCUGACUCUGAGGCUCAUCUCAGUCAGUCAUGGGUCGUCCUGGGAUCCACAUGUGGACAUGGACACUUUGUGUCUUCUUGAGUUGGAUGUCUGUGGGUCAAGCAGUGGCAGGACCGCAGUACAUGGUAGCCAUUCCUGCGAUUCUUGAAGCUGGAGCUGAGACCAAAUUCUGUGCAAGUCUCCUGCAGCCCAAGGAGACAUUGGUCAUGACUGUCACUUUGAUGUCUCAAGAUGAGAACACAACCCUCCUCCAGGAGACGUCCAGUGAAGAGUUUCACACCUGUGUUCCAUUUAAGGUUCCUUUAGUGCAGAAGGAAGUGGUGCAGAAGUUUGAAGUGGACGUACGAGGCGAUACAUUUCACUCAACAGAAGUCAGGAGAGUCAUGAUCAGAGUCUAUAAACCAAUGACAUUCAUCCAAACUGAUAAACCAAUCUACCUACCUGGACAAACAGUGCACUUCAGAGUCAUCACAAUGGACACAAAGUUCAGACCUGUCAAUCAGCUGUACGAUAUCAUUGAAAUUGAGGAUUCUGCCCAAAACAGGAUUGGACAGUGGUUGAAUGAAACAUCCAAUGGUAAAAUAUUGCAGCUGUCUUACUCCUUGAACUCUGAGGCCCGUGAGGGAAGCUACCAGGUUAUUGUGUCGAUUGGUGAAGUUAAACUGUAUCAUAGCUUCAAGGUGGAGAAAUAUGUUUUGCCCAAAUUUGAUGUAAAAAUAAAUUCAGCUGAUGAAGCAUUUAUUGAGCAGGAAGAAAUCAAAGCUGAAGUAUGUGCAAAGUAUACAUACGGACAGUCUGUGCCUGGCACUGUUGAAGUCGAGGUGUGCAGACCUCUUCAGUAUCGAUAUAAUCCAAUUAGGGUCACACCUGACAAUCCAGAGGGAGGUCCUGAGAUCACUGCCCCAUGCGUCAAGGAGACAAAGCAGGUACAGUUGUCCUAGUAACAGCGUAAUCUG